Messenger RNA from Haliotis rubra (blacklip abalone), 2017 nucleotides. Its product is annotated as charged multivesicular body protein 4b-like. The coding region runs from base 442 to 1086 and encodes 214 amino acids. The record is from RefSeq and is a predicted model, not a curated record. Gene Ontology annotation, biological process: late endosome to vacuole transport via multivesicular body sorting pathway; vesicle budding from membrane. The transcript is spliced from 6 exons. Gene Ontology annotation, cellular component: ESCRT III complex; multivesicular body; cytoplasmic side of plasma membrane. Lineage: Eukaryota; Metazoa; Mollusca; Gastropoda; Lepetellida; Haliotidae.
AUAUAUAUGUAGUGUAUCAAUGUACUUUAUCGACCUAAAUGUACAUAUCUACGAACAGCAGAGGAAGGCCUUUAGAAUCCCCCACCAAAUAAGUGCACGUGAAAUCAAACUUAUUUGUAUCUUUUUGUUUCAGAACAUUGUUGACUUCACAACCCGUCCCUAUUCUUGAAUUAUAUUGCUGUACAAAUAUAUACCACCGACUCCCUCUGCUGGUGUUUGAUGAAAGUCAAAUGUGGCCGAGCAGAUGUUCGUGGAGAUGUCAUUUCUAAGCAGGUGCUCGUGACAUGGUCACUGUAGAGGGAUAUUACCCAAUCAAUAUUGAUUUAGUGCAGGUGCCUCCAUGGCGAAACGACGCAUUGCGUCACUAAUACGCCGAGUAGUAACGGUAAUCAGCUCGUUUCACUUCGGAACACAAGGCACACGGCACGUCACUCGGGCAAGAUGGCACAGAGUUUGAUGUUUUGGAAGCGAAAGGACGAGAUUUCCACCGAGGAGGCGAUAGAGCGCCUUCGAAAUCUGCAAGAACUUCUGUCUAAAAAAACCGAUUACCUUGAAAACAAAAUUGAUGCUGAAACGAAAACUGCAUUGGAAAACAGAGGGAAGAAUAAGAGAGCCGCACUCCAGGCCCUGCGACGUCGAAAGCGAUAUGAGAAGCAGCUGCAACAAGUGGACGGAACGACGGCGUCACUGGAGGUGCAGUUGGAGGCGUUAACAUCGGCUUCGGUGAAUGUCGAAGUCGCCAGGUGCCUGAGGUUGACGUCAGAGGCGAUACAACGUACCUUCGGUAACAUGACAGCGGACAAGGUGGCGGACCUGAGAGAUGAGGUGUCUGACAGGAUGGAGGAUGUAGAAGAGAUUGGCAACAUCCUGGCACAACCUCUUGGCGGCGAGGAAUUCGAUGACGAUGAUCUUCUGGCGGAGCUUGAGGAAAUGGACCAGGAUGAUCUCAUAAACAAACUGAGCGACAUCCAAUUGCCCUCUGUGCCAACCGAGGAGCUCAAGACAAAAGGCGACAAAAAGACCGGGAAAGCGAAAGAGGAAGAGGAGGAAGAUAGAGAAAUGAGGAAGUUGGCUGAAUGGGUGUGACGUCACUCCUUGUGGAGUGACGUAACACCAUCCUCUACGACCCAGAAGGGUUUUUUUUAUCUCCCUUCUGCUAGUAUUUAAUACUUGUAUUUGUCAAGUUGGAAUCUAUGGAUUAUAUGUACAGAUAGUAACUUAAAUACAAAAAUAGAUGUGACGUGUGGCCCAACUCCAUCCUUUACGAUUUUAUUCUCCCUUCCUUUCUGCUUCUAUUCUACGGGUAGCACAUUCUCUUCCUCCGUCGGAAGAUAUGACAAGUAACCUCUGUGGGCAGAGAAUGCGUAUAGCACGACACUAGACGAACUUUGUGACUGAGAUGAUGAGGUGUGUGUUCAGGGAGACACUGGCAUCGUUAUAUCCAGGAUCGAGAGAAGAAUUGAAGCAUGUAAAAAGGAUUGGACCCGGGAGCACAACAUCAAAAGAAUGUACCAAAAAAUGUAAUACCUUUGCCAAUUAAUACUAUCACCAUGUGUAAACUGUUUAUAUGUAUUUUCUGAGAGAGAGAGAGAGAGAGAGAGAGAGAGAGAGAGAGAGAGAGAGAGAGAGAGAGAGAGAGAGAGAGAGAGAGAGAGAUAUGUCAACUGUAAUUGAUAAUCUUGCAAUUGGUGCCAAUACCAACGGCAUUGAUGAAAUAACAUGGCAUUUUACUAUUAAAGAAUUGUCAAAGAAUAUAAUUUAUUAUAAUAGUUUAAACUAAAGGAUAUCCUCAAUCACUUGUGGUCAUAGCCUUAAUAACCUGUAUAUAUUUGGGAAAAUGUUCCCCUAUUAUAUGUAUGUAUGUGUGUGUGUGUGUGUGUGUGUGUGCGUGCGUGCGUGCGUGCGUGCGUGCGCGAGGUAUUCAUGUACUUAAUUCUAUACAUUGUAAUUACAUAACCAUAAUGUUUUGAGGGUCUUCUGAACUAUCUGGAGGAAAUAAAGACAUUCAUCAUCUUCA